Molecule: messenger RNA, 1233 nt
Organism: Lodderomyces orthopsilosis Co 90-125
Lineage: Eukaryota; Fungi; Ascomycota; Pichiomycetes; Serinales; Debaryomycetaceae
Exons: 1
Coding region: 1-1233 (410 amino acids)
Cellular component (GO): Swr1 complex
Molecular function (GO): nucleosome binding
Source: RefSeq, a predicted model, not a curated record
AUGAGUAAACAAUACUUGGUGGUGGAUAAUGGAGCAUACAAAAUCAAGGCUGGUUUCAACUCCGCUGAUAAUCCAACACCUACAAAAGUUUUAAAUGCAAUAACGAGAACAAGGGAUGGAGUUAUUCAUAUUGGGAACCAGUUCAAGACCCAUUCCAAAGAUUAUUCCGGGAUGCAGAUAAAGCGGCCAUUUGAACAGGGAAAUCUAACAUCUUGGGAAACAGAAAAACCGAUUUGGGACUACACGCUAGAUCAAAUGCUGAAGACGGAAAUUGAUCCAUCGAAUGUACAUUUAACUUUAACUGAAACACCCUUUCAAUUGCCGCAAUUGUCUUCCAAUACAGAUCAAAUAGUGUUUGAGGAAUAUGAGUUUGGCGAGUAUUUUCGAUGUAUUCCUGCUUCACUAGUACCAUUCGGUGUCGAUGAGUCAGUUAUAAGUUCAGACUUUACUUUAGUCAUUGAUUCAGGAUUCAAUGCUACUUGGAUUGUUCCAGUCAUUUAUAAAAAGGUACACUGGGAAGGAGUACGAAAACUACCAAUUGGAGGGAGCUUACUCAAUGGGAUGCUACGUGAAGUCAUUUCCUUCAGACAUUAUGAUAUGUCAGAUGAUCCUAUAUUAAUAAACACAAUCAAAGAAUCCACCUGCUUUCUUGCUAAAAAUUUCAAUGAAGUGCUAAAGAACAAACAACAGUACAAGUGUGAAUUUGUACUACCAGAUUUCAAGACAACCACGACGGGGUUUGUCAAGACCAGAGAGACUAAAGUUGCCCCUGACGCCCAGUUGUUGACCUUGUACGACGAGAGGUUUACUAUUCCUGAAUCUUUUUAUCAUCCUGAAAUCAUGUUUGAUCUCAAUGAGGCCACUGCGUCAAGCUCGGUGUUGCAGUCAGCACCAAUCAAAAACUUGACUGAUUUAGUGGUGUCGAGUAUUAUAGCAUGUCCAGAAAUCACAAGACCGUUGCUACUGGCGAACAUAUGCCUAUCUGGAGGAACAACAAAUCUUCUCAACUUUAAGGCACGAUUGGAAACCGAAUUGACGAAAGAAUUACCCCAAAGGUGGCACGUGAGAGUUCAUGACGAUUACCAAGGCAUACCGAAAGACGAAUUGAGUUGGUAUGGCGGUAUCAAUUUAAGCAACGAUGAUGUCCUCGAAAAGAUUAGCAUAUCCAAAAAAGAGUAUUUUGAGCAUGGAAGUAAUUGGUGUCAAAAGCAGUUUGGUUUUAAAAAUGUGUGA